Messenger RNA from Pygocentrus nattereri (red-bellied piranha), 2837 nucleotides. It is a transcript of the gene caly, whose product is annotated as calcyon neuron-specific vesicular protein. Gene Ontology annotation, molecular function: clathrin light chain binding. Gene Ontology annotation, cellular component: endosome; membrane. The coding region runs from base 142 to 708 and encodes 188 amino acids. Gene Ontology annotation, biological process: G protein-coupled dopamine receptor signaling pathway; clathrin coat assembly; endosomal transport. Lineage: Eukaryota; Metazoa; Chordata; Actinopteri; Characiformes; Serrasalmidae. The record is from RefSeq and is a predicted model, not a curated record. The transcript is spliced from 5 exons.
GUGCGAAUACGGGUGGAAAAUCAGGUAUUGCCAGGGUAACCGCUGCUCCGUUCAGCUGCACAGUGUUUUUUUCUCUACCUCUUUUCUCCAGAGAUUCUCCGCAGGCAGCAACCGCAAGCGUUAUCGACACAGAAAAGCGACAUGGUUAAGCUGGGCAGUACUCUUGGAGAGAAGGUGGAGAGGGAGCCAUCACUGGAGGAUGGCUUUGACAACAUUCCUCUGAUCACACCUCUGGAGGUUAACCAGCUUCAGAAGCCCUUUCCAGACAAGGUAAUUGUCAAAACAACAACUGAGUAUCAGCUGCAACAGAAGAAAAAGAAGAAGCUGUACGUGCCAAGCAUUAAGAAGCUGAACAUAAACCUUUAUGGGGAAGUGUCAGAGAAGGUCAAGCUCACAGGACUCAUUCUCAUCACCUUGGCUUUCCUUGCAUGUCUCCUGCUGCUGGUUAUGUAUAAAGCUCUUUGGUAUGACCAGCUAAGCUGCCCUGAGGGUUUCGUCUUGAAGCAUAAACACUGUACCCCCGCUGCUCUGGAGAUGUACUACCCAGAGCAAGAAUCUGGCUCGAGAGGCAGCCUGUACACCGCCAUCAGCCACCUCAACCAGGCCAAAAAAGCUCUUCCUGAGCUCUCCUCUCCAUGGCUUCCUGUUAUCAAUGCCCUAAAGGAGGCCCAGAAGGCCAAAGAGGAGGCAGCCCACUCCCAACAGUGAGGGGAUGUUCAGAUGUGACAGAGAAGGAAAGAAGGAAAAGGUGUGGAUAGAUUGGACACUGGAGGAGGUUAGUGUAGGGUCAUGUGAUAUGCUGGCUAUGUUUGUUGUUUAAGAGUGAUCAUGUUAGCAUUUUGAGAUUGUGAAUGAUAGACUGAGACAGUAUGUCUGUGUGCAUGUAUGUAUGUGUGUGAAUAUAAAAGCUGGUAUUGAUGUUGCAAGCAUCCAAGCAAGAUAAGAUAUUUGUCUUUGAAGUGCUGAGUUUGGAGCUGCGAAACUUCUUUAAAUCAGUAACUCUCCAUUGGAAUCUACCUUACUUGUACUUGAUACAAAAACACUUUCAGCUCUUUAGAAACCUUCUCAGUGUAAAAAGUCAAAUGUGGAUUUUCACAUCCUGUUCUUAAAGGGGAAUUCCACAGUUUUUUUUUUUAAUUUCUGCAUAAUUGAAUGUUUGAGAUGUAAUCAAAGUAAGAUUGGCUUGAUGUGAAAUGGUUCAUUGUGGAGCAACUUCCUGACUUUCAUCACAGUAGUGGUAACUGAAACCAGGGGUCACAAUGUCUACAACACAUACAUUGGCCUUUUGUUAAUUAUCAAAAACAACUAGUAAACCUACACGGUUUUAGAUGUAAUGUUGUCAAUGAUGAAAUAGUUACAAAUCUUGAACAAUGGUUUUAACUGGGUACUAUAUUGUCUAAGAACGCCUCACAUGUACUCGCUGCUAUAAAUGCAUUUUUUUUAUUGUUUUAGGCCAAGUCUCAAAACUAUCAUGGCAUGAAUGAGGCAGCACGUUCGUUUAAAAAAAAAUCAUGUGGUAACUUUCUGUGCGGUGGGCUUUAGAAGCAUUAACCUCUUUGUACGCCUGGUUCCCAUCAUCACCACUGUGAAUUCUGACUCAGUACGUUUCUCCACCACAGAGAAUUUCACAUCAAACCACUCUAAAUAACUACAUCUUAACCAUUUAAUUAAAGAGAAAUUUUGAAGAAUCUGUGCAAUUCCCUUUUAAGCCAACUUUAGGCCCACAGCGCUGUUCUUAUUGUGGUAGCUUCAUUUGUUUUCUUCAGUGUUCCUGCUUCAUCAUUCUGUAUAUGAUCCUUUAGGGGCUCUCUUAGUUUAAUGUGAACGUAUCUUAGCUUAGUGGAACAAACUGUGCAUGGCCUGUAAAAUGUGCUCUGGAGAACUGCGGUGCAAAACGUAUAAAGAGCACUCUUCUGACAACAAUGAAAACAAACGAGUUUCUCAGACCAAUUACAUCUAAAUACGUAGCAUAUUCUAAACAUGUUAUAUAACCUAUUCUUCUCAGAAAUGCAUUUUGCUAAAACUCAACCUUUUACCACAAUAUAACUGUGAGAGUUUACAAUUUGCUUUGUGCGUAGACCUACUUUGUUUUACGCACACAUAGUCAUGUUGACAUUUCAGUGUUGAAAUUAAUGUAAAACUAUUUGCUGUUCACAUGGCCGUGUAAAUAGAACAGUGCAAAUGCUGAAUGUAAUGUGAAAAACAAGUGAACAGGAUUUUGAUAUAUAUUUAGAUCUCACGUACAGUGACUUUUUUGCGUUUGUUUGAGUUUGUAUAGACAUUCACAUGAAACACAAACCACCAGCAACCCUAAAAGUAUUAAAUGAAACACAUCCUGACAGAAUAUUUUAAUGAAAAUGUAAAUCCCUGAUUUAGUUGAAUGACUUGUAAACUCUUGAGUGUGUGUAUUCUAAAGAACGUUAUUAUGAAUGUGCUAAUUUAUAUUCAUAUGAUAACCAUCUUUUACCAUUUUCCCCUUUUACCCAUUUUCUUGCUUUUGAUUGUACUAUUCUGUCAUAUAUUUUAUCUUAAAAUGUCAUUUGAUUUAUUUAUUGCUUUUUAUGUACAAGCUUUGGGCAUUUGUUGUAAUUAAUUACUUAUUUGUAUUACGUUUUGAUAUUUAUUUGAUAUUUAACUCAGAAGCUCAUUUUUUAAUUUAUUUUUGUAUACUUUGUGAAGAUUUUUACUGGAAACAGGAAGGUUAGUGUUAAGAUUAUUUAAAGAAGCAGCUCCUGAUGUUAAUCAUCCUACUCUAUGAAGUCAUGUCUGUGUGUGGCAAACUACUGUUACUCAUCAGCUUCAUCUUUCAGAAAUAAAGAUUCCAGUAUUCAGCUCUA